AUGGAGCCAAUUGAAUCAUUGGAAACAAUUGCAAAAAGAGUUGAUGAUAAAAUCAAUUUUUAUGGAUUAUUAAAUGUAGGAGAAAAUGCAACAAAUAGUGAUAUAAAGAAAGCUUUUUUUGCACUUUCAAGGCAUGUUCACCCUGAUAAAAACAAUAAUCCUGAAGCUCAUAGAAUAUUUCCAAGUGUUAACGAGGCAUAUCAAACUUUAAAAGAAGAAUCAACAAGAAAAAGAUACGAUUUACAGUUAAGAAGAGAAAGAAGAACUUUAGAAUCAAAAAAGACAACAACCACAACAACAAAUACAACAUCAGUAACUGUACCAUCAGCACCAACAAAAACAUCAACAACAACACCAACAACACCAUCUAAAAAGUUUGUUCCACCAGUUAAACAAACUACUACAACAGCACCAUCAUCGACUACUACAACUACAUCAACAGCACCAUCAUCGACUACUACAACUACAUCAACAGCACCAUCAUCGACUACAACUACAUCAACAGCACCAUCAUUGACUACAACUACAUCAACAGCACCAUCAUCGACUACUACAACUACAUCAACAUCAUCAUCAUCAUCAUCAUCAUCAUCAUUUUUUGAUUCUGAAUCUUCAAAUACACCACCAACAACAACCACAACCACAACAAAAGAAGAUUCAAAUUCAGAAGUUUCUUCACCAAAUAAAAAAACAUCUACUUCAAUACCAAAAUCGAGAUCAACCUCAUCAUCAUCAUCAUCAUUUGAAUCAAUGUCAAGAGAAGAUACAGUUUUCCCAGAAAUUUUCUUUACUAAAAAAUCAACUGCACCACCACCAUCAACAUUUGCUAAAAAAUCAUCAGCUUCAUCAUCAUCAUCAUCAUCAUCAUCAUCAUCAUCAUCAUCAUCAUCAUUUUUUUCAUCAUCAACGUCAACACCAACCUCUACAUCGACAUCUACAUCAAAUACAACAGAAAAAAUGGAUUUCUCAGAUGAAGAUGAUAUAGUUUCAUCGCCAGUUGAAGAAAAAUCUGAAGUUAAAUCAUCUCAAAGUAAAUCUUCACAAAACUCAACUCCAACCAAACCAAAACCUCCAACUUCAAGAUCAACUCCAUCGAAAUCUCAUACAACAAGACAAUCUGUAAAACAUGUAUAUCAAGAAAGGGAUGACAAAGAUGAAGAAAUUUAUGAAGAUGAAAAAGAAAAAGAUCAAGACGAGGUAGAAGAUGAAGGAUCAGAAAGAUCUGAUCAAGAGAGACCAACAUCAACAAGAAGAGUAUCCCAUCCUACAACCAGAAAAGCAAGUUCACCAGUUUCUAAAUCUCGUUCAGGUUCCACCUCUUCCUCUAGAUCUUCAAGGACAUCUGCUUCUAAAGAAGAAGAUUCUGAUGCCGAGUAUGAAGUCGAUAGAAUUCUUGACAAGUUGGAAAUUGAUGGUAAUUUGUACUAUAUUGUAAAAUGGAAAGGUUAUGGUAACCGUUACAAUGAGUUGGUGGAUGUAAGAGAUUGCUUCUGUAGUGAUUUGAUUGAAGAAUUUGAGAGAGAGUACAAGAAAAAAGUUGCCAAUAGAAAAAUGGAAAGAAAAGAGCGAGAGAAAGAGAGGAGUGAGAGGAGCGAGGAAAGAGAAAGACUUGAAAGGGAUAGAGAAUCAGCUGAAAAAGAGAAAAAAGAAAAGAGUGAAAGAGAGAGACGUGAAAGACUUGAAAGGGAUAGAGAGAGAAGAGAAAGAGUUGAAAGAGAGAAAAAAGAAAAGAACGAUAGAGAAGAAAAAGAACAAAGAGAGGCCGAAGAAAAGAGACAAAGGGAAAAGGAAAGAAAAUUACAAAGAGAAAGAGAUGAAAAGGAAUUGAGAGCACAACAAAAGGAAAAGGAAGAAAGAGAAAGAGAACAAGAACGUCAAGAAAGAGAAAGACUAGAGGCAAAGAGAAGGGUAAAGGAAGAAAAAGAUCGUAGAGAAAGAGAAGAGAAGAAAAAGUUAAUUUCACCAAACGUUAAAAAAGCAACUCCUGCCACUAGUGCCAAAUCAGUUAAAAGCACUGCUCACAGAUCCUCCAGACUACCAAUGCCAGUCGUUGAAGCUACCUCUGAGGAAUCCGAUGAUGAAAUGGAUAACAACAAUUCCUCAUCCGAUGAUGAAACUUUGGUUUCCAGAAAUGCUAAAAGUGGUAGUGAUUAUGAUGAACCAGCUCCACCUCCAAAAUAUUCAAGCGGAGCCAAAAAGAGAACUCACAAAGCCUCAUCAGAUGAAGAGGAAGAAGAAGAAGAAGAGGAAGAAGAAGAGGAAGAAGAAAUUGAACCAGAAGAAGAUGAAUAUGUCAGAUCAUCUUCAAGAGGUUCAAGACCCUCCUCUAAGAAAGUAGCUCCACCACCUCCAUCUUCAAGAUCUUCAAGGAGAACUGUAACCCAAACCACAACUACCUCAUCAAUAAAUAAUAGAAUAAAGAGAUCAAAAAUAAAUUAA
Molecule: messenger RNA, 2439 nt
Organism: Dictyostelium discoideum AX4
Lineage: Eukaryota; Evosea; Eumycetozoa; Dictyosteliales; Dictyosteliaceae
Exons: 2
Coding region: 1-2439 (812 amino acids)
Source: RefSeq, a predicted model, not a curated record